ACAUCUGAUUGGUCGGCGCAAGAGUGACGCACUCCACACGCGACUCACAAUGUGCAAUGGCUUGUGUACAUGAUGCUAAAAUGCGCUGCAGGUUGAGAGGGUCAAACCACGAAACGUCGAGUCUUAAAUGAAAAGUACAUUCAUUCUCCGGGAGGUAGACAUGGUGGACAUUUAUCAGACAAUAAUUCAUCCCGCUCUGAAGUUUCAAUGAGGCAAACGAGGCAGUAACGCAGGUGUUCGGACUGGGCAUCAUUCGACGACACCACCAGAACUGGACACAAACACAGGGACAGCUGUGUAAGCUAUGGAAAUCCUUUCAAGGAUGUGCAUGAGCCUGUAUAUACAUCACUAGUACUCACCUUGCCCCUAAGGCUACGCUGGCUCAGCUGGUAGCAGCUGACCUGGAGUAUCAAGGGGAAGUUAAAUCUGUAACAGUCAUUAGAGAGAGUGGACCAUGGCCUGGAGAGUGUCAUAAGUAAAGAAAACAAAACAAUAAAUCCGCACUGUUACAUGAGCUAUCUGACUCAGACCUGCCUGUCAUCUUCUUCUUCUGGUUUAAUGGUGGAUUGCAUCUAUCAAACCUCCCCUUCCAGCAGCUGAAAGGAUUCUCCCAACUCCAUGCUCUCAUGUGACCCUCCGUUGCUUUCUCUAAUCUAUCUCUCCCAGAUGCACCAGACGCAGAGCCACCGGAGCAAAGCAAAAUACCUCAAGAGAAGAAAGGGAUACAUGUCUUCAAUCAAGGGAGUUUCUCAUCUCUCCAGGCGAGCCAAGAGACGCUUGUAUUGUAAAUUACAGCUUUGGAUGUGGAGAAAGCGGAGAGAGAAAUGCCGUUUUGGAAUAUUGAGAGCAAAGAAACGAGCUUGUGGGAUGACCCACGGUUCCGGUCCCUGCCCCAGUGUGAACACACAAACACAGAAAAAUAAAAGCAAAGUUCCAAACUUGAAAAUUUCCCAAGUCAGACCAUCAGCUCCUGUUUCACCUCCUGUUUGUGAUACUGGAGGUCCAGAGGACUUGCUUAAAAUGCAGAAUUGCCUGCUGAAGUUGUGUGACUCUGUCACUCUGUCAGAAACGAUCAAUGCUUGCAGUUCCUUGCAGAACCCGGUUACGGACACAAGUGUUUCUGCUGUCAACAUUGCCAUGCCUACAGCGAUGGGGCAGCCUCAAAAAACAGAAACUUUGGUAAAGCUUAGUGGAACUACCAACCUUGAAACACUUUCUCACACUGUCAAACCGCUGUUGAGUACAGCCAGUGAUGCAUGUGGGUUACCUACACAUUUUAAAGAACCAAGGACAAUGGUGCUAGCUCAAAGGCUUGAGGUUGAUGGCCCAUCAGGACAAUUCGCUGCCGUCACUCCAGGUCAGGACCAUCCUUCAAACAGAGACAGCAGUAAAAAGACAGCGUCUUCUCACACUGAUGUCAGCCUUAUAGAACUGACAAAGGAUAUCCACGAGUUCCUUGAUGACUUCUACAGAAUAUAUGGAAGUUUCAUCCCACUACAAAAGCCCGACGUGUUGAGACAUCUGAAGAGGAGGUUUAACAUUGAUUUCAGUGACAGGAAAAAAGUCAUCUUCUCAGAAGUUACCAAAUACCGAACAGCGAUCAUUCAGAAACCUGUUCCCUCCUUCCGGGUGGUCUACAAGAAACACACACUGACACUGGAUGACUUGUCUACACUGGCAGAUCAGAACUGGCUCAACGACCAGGUCAUGAACAUGUAUGGAGAGUUGAUUAUGGAAUCUGCCCACCAUAAGGUCCAUUUUCUCAACAGCUUCUUCCACAGGCAGCUCAUGACUAAAGGAUAUGAUGGUGUUAAGAGAUGGACAAAGCAGGUGGAUUUGUUUUCUAUGAGUUUGCUUUUGGUGCCCAUCCACCUGGAGGUUCAUUGGUGUCUGGUGACAGCUGACAUCGUCAAAAAGAAGAUCUGCCUUUACGACUCUCAAGGGAACGCACUCCAGAAGGUUGCAAGGAACAUCCUGAAAUACUUGAUGACAGAAGCAAAGGAGAAGAAGCAAGUGGCUUUUGAAAGUGGUUGGGCCGUGUCAUUCGAUGAGAAAAUCCCACAACAGACCAAUGAAAAUGACUGUGGCGUUUUUGUCCUGGAGUAUUCUAGAUGUCUUGCCAUGGCAAAACCUCUGCAGUUUUCACAGAAGGACAUACCAAAGAUACGCAAAAGGAUCUACAAAGAGCUCUGUGACUGUAAGCUUCAUGAAUAUGGCUGACGAGUAACUUAAAGUUGUAUGUAUGUAUGUAUUGCUGAUAAUAUGUGUUGCUUAACACAUGAAGGUAGGAAAUCAGCAGUCCCCACUCUGUUUAGGGCUUCAUUAGCAGCCUUACAGCACUGCAAAGAGUGUCAGUCUUAUAUCAGGCUAAAAUAAUCUGUGUAUGAUUACUGUAUUUAUAUGAUCAAUAUUUAAUCAGGCAUGUUAUUUAAGAAAAAGAGCUUAUUGUUCAUGUUGGACCUUGACUUGGAGUUUACACAUCUACAGUGCACCAACAGAGCCUUACUAAAUGGACUGCCUCUCAAAAUGGGUCUAAUCUGUCAUGGUCCACAUUUUUGUUUAGGUGUCCUUCCAAAAUAUCAGUACACCUUAUCAGCACAUUUCGCACGUCUAAUUUUGGAUCAUUUGACAGUUGUUUGCAUCAUAGUUUACCCGUUGGCACCAGAUAACCAGAUGAAUAGAAGCUUUAUGUAUUUUGUUUGUAUUUGUGUGAACUGAUAUUUGUGUCCAAAUUUUUUUUUUUGGUUUGUUGCGUACUAGAAAUGUGUGUGUGCGCGCGUGUAUAUAAGGUUUUAAAUAAAUAUUGGGCGAUUUCCAAACAUUUCACAAAGUUUAUUUUAUGGUUUCAUCGUACAGAUCAGGUAACUGUAUGCACUGCAUACAGAAUAGCCUUGAUGAAUUUAUAUUAGAUACAUACAUAUUUGUAAACUCACAACUUUAUACACACACACACGCGCGCGCGCGUGCAUACACACACUUUUUUUUAAGUAUCCAGGUGAUUAUAACUGAGUGUCUUCCUGAACAGUAAAAAGCAGUGCUCCAGAUAAAAAGUGGAAAGUUUAAGGCACAAGACAAACUAAUAUGUGGUUUUCAGUAUGAGAACCAGAUAAAAUGCAUUAAAAUACUGUAAUAAAUA
Messenger RNA from Micropterus dolomieu (smallmouth bass), 3136 nucleotides. Its product is annotated as sentrin-specific protease 5-like. The coding region runs from base 619 to 2220 and encodes 533 amino acids. NCBI's taxonomy places the organism in Eukaryota, Metazoa, Chordata, Actinopteri, Centrarchiformes, Centrarchidae. Gene Ontology annotation, cellular component: nucleus. The record is from RefSeq and is a predicted model, not a curated record. The transcript has 10 exons. Gene Ontology annotation, molecular function: deSUMOylase activity. Gene Ontology annotation, biological process: protein desumoylation.